CAGUAGUACCUGGUAAGCAGUGCAAGCUUAACUUGGAACCGCAGAUACUCGGUUUAGAACGCGGCCACGGGUAGUACAGAGAGAGAGAGAUUCAAUCAGACUCUUAAAAGAUCAGAUGCGCCCGUCAUGAAGCGACAAAAUCGUGUCUAAAUGGCGAUCCUGCUGCCUUUUCACGCUUAUGCCCGACCAACCAGCUCUGUUGCCGCCGCUUGCCACACGUCAUGUGCUCCUGCUCUCUCUGCACCUACUUUCAGCCAGAGCCCAAGCGAUUGAUGCCUCCCGAGAAAGCGGUCCGCGGUGUCGCUGCGACUUCUCUGCCUUUGAUUACUUGCUUCCCGUCACGCGCACUCCGUUGAUGACAUAUAUACAUAUAUAUAUAUCUACCCGAGUACACUAUUUCUAUCAUCGCGUUCUCAUCGGACACUUCUCCGUUCUACCUGCCUCGGUCUUUUUUACAUUGCCCAAUUUCGAUCCCUCAAUUCUCCUGCUGGUCGUGCUUGGGAUCUCCUCAAUCUCCGUUUCGCUUUUUCCCAACUCUAAAGACCUGCCGCCUUCUGCUUGCACUGCCCUUUCACGUCUUUGGUCUUCAGGUCUCGUCGUUUUCCCGAUAUCCUUUUGCCUCGGCCAUCAGCGCCUCUACGGAGAUCUGCUGCAGGUAUCCGCUGCACUCCCUGCGUGGCUCGACACACGCCAGGUUGUGCAGUGCCAUGUGUGUUUCGGCCUUCUUACAGAGUGCCUCAGCGGCUUCUGUAAGCCUUAAUGUCACGAGGCGAAUCCCCUUGAGGUAAUGAUCGGGUACAAAACCAUUCGAGCGUCAAGUCUUCGUCUAGAUACCGCUCCCUGUCGAACAGGCUCAGCAUUUAGAUGAGCAGAAUCAU
Messenger RNA from Aureobasidium subglaciale EXF-2481, 878 nucleotides. RefSeq lists its product as uncharacterized. NCBI's taxonomy places the organism in Eukaryota, Fungi, Ascomycota, Dothideomycetes, Dothideales, Saccotheciaceae. The coding region runs from base 179 to 760 and encodes 193 amino acids. The record is from RefSeq and is a predicted model, not a curated record. The transcript is spliced from 2 exons.